Gordionus sp. m RMFG-2023 is the source of this 480-nucleotide messenger RNA. RefSeq lists its product as uncharacterized. The record is from RefSeq and is a predicted model, not a curated record. The transcript has 4 exons. NCBI's taxonomy places the organism in Eukaryota, Metazoa, Nematomorpha, Gordioida, Chordodea, Parachordodidae. The coding region runs from base 142 to 480 and encodes 112 amino acids. Gene Ontology annotation, molecular function: nucleic acid binding.
CUGUUAUGCAGGCAUGGCAGAGUCAAGGUCCAAAUCAAUGAUCAGGGACGCGAGUUUGUAAAUCAAGUGAGUAAUGAAUAUCACAAACUCGUGGGAACCCAUCAGAGAGUGACAAGCGCCUACCAUCCUCAGGCUAAUGGCAUGGUAGAGAGAGCUAAUCGUACUCUUCAAAAUUCACUUUUGAAGUGUACAAAAGGCAAUCAGAAGGAUUGGCCUGGAGUUUUCCCUGGUAUUGUAUUUGCCUACAAUACAUCAACGCAUGAAUCCUCAAAAUUCACGCCAUAUGAGAUGAUGUAUGGCAGAAAAGCUCUACUGCCCUGUGAGGAUGAUAGAGAACCAGAUACAGAUCUUGAUGAUCUAUCUGACACUGAUUAUGAAAGCAAUUACAAGAGUACAGCUGAGAAUAUGGAAGUCAUAUUCAAUACUGCAAUAAAAAAUAUUGCAAAGGCUCAGCUUAAGCAAAUGCACUUUAUCACAUAA